Messenger RNA from Dunckerocampus dactyliophorus (ringed pipefish), 10237 nucleotides. RefSeq lists its product as uncharacterized. The record is from RefSeq and is a predicted model, not a curated record. Gene Ontology annotation, cellular component: apical plasma membrane; cell surface. The transcript is spliced from 57 exons. Lineage: Eukaryota; Metazoa; Chordata; Actinopteri; Syngnathiformes; Syngnathidae. Gene Ontology annotation, biological process: neutrophil migration. The coding region runs from base 200 to 9376 and encodes 3058 amino acids.
GCUUUGUCAUAAAGGACGCCUCACUGGAUGUCUGAGAGCAGACCCGCAUCUUGGACCGAGAGGCAAACACACCUUUUGACCAACGCAGCAGUGACAACUUGACAAGCCAAGUGGAUGUCGGAAGAAGCCGUACGACGCAGAGAAAACCUGAGAGCGAACGACACGUGUGUCUGAACACGCCUGAUCACUUGAGCACCGCAUGCGCUCCAAGAUGGGGACACCUGGAGGGGUGUUCCUGUUCCUCCUCGUGCUGAUCACCGCUGGAAACAUUCCAGCUGUCCAGUUCGAUUGCAAAGGAACCAGGUGUCGAGCAGGCUUGGACUGCAUUGGGGGGGCGAGAUGUGCCGACCCUUGUGAGAACUACGUGGAACUGAAAGACGACUGGCGUGCCAUAGAAACUCCUCCUUUGACGAACAACUGUGAUGAACACAUUGAGAGGAAGGGCUGGGUUCGUCUGUUCCUAGGUGGCAGGAGUGCACAUAUUCCUGAGCACUGUGUAGGACCUCUGAGAUGUGGGACCGGUGCACCAAUGUGGAUGGCUGGACAACAUCCCACACAACUGGGUGAACUUGUACCUCGCACAGUGUGUUCUUCCUUUUAUGGAGGUUGCUGCAUUCACCAGAAUAAGACCAUCCAUGUCAAGCUGUGCUCUAAUGCUGAUUCCAUCUUCUACGUGUACAAACUGGUCAAGCCACCCGGAUGCAAUUACGCCUACUGUGCAGAAUUGGAUCCUCCGCGCCUCAGUCAGAUUAUUUGUGGCCCUGACAAAAUUGAAGUGGGCGUGGCUAGAGCGAACAUGACGGCCGCUGGUUAUGAACCACUGACUGCCCACCUGGCAUUCCACAACUGUUCCUGGACCAGGGAGCAAGAUGGUGUCGUGUGGUUCAAAGCUGACAUCUGGGCCGGUGCCUGUGGAAACACACUGACGACCAACAGCACACAUGUCAUCUACUCCAACACUUUAUCCAUCCAGCCAGCAAAGAGUGAUUCCUCUCCCCCCCUGCGUCUUCCUUUUUCAUGCGAGUAUCCCCUGAAGACAGACGCCAGACUGAAAGUGAACAUCCAGUUGCCCAAUGAAGAGGUUGGUCAGCACCACAAUCUCCCCCUGGUCAUCGGUGAUCCAUCACACCAAUCUGGAGCUGUGAAGGUGGACCCACCACGCUGGGAGGAAGGUGCCUUUGUUGGCACAGGUGCCACCCAGGCCUCCAUGACCCUGCUCCAGGAAUCGAAAUAUACAGAGACUUAUGCAGCAGGUGCGGAGGGCUUUCAGUUACAUGUGGGGGUCUCUGUGGACAAGAGUGAUCCCAGCUUGGUGGUUGUUUUGGAGGACUGCUUCGCUUCUCCCUCAUCAGAUUCUGAUCGUACUGGACAAUACUCCCUCAUCCAAAACAAGUGUCCCACUAAGCGCCAGCAAGUGUCUGUGAUUGAGAGCGGCUCGUCCCACCAGGCUCGUUUCUCCGCCCUGCUCUUCCUUCUUCAGGGAGAACCCCGAGAUUUUGACCUCCACUGCAGGCUCAGCCUGUGUGACCAGAGGAGUUCCUCCUGCAGUCCGGGUUGUGAAGAUUUGGAUCCCACAUUCCCCAGUCGGCUCAUUUGUGGCUCUGACAAAAUGGAAGUGGGCAUGGAUUCGGCUCACGUAAGACGCGCUGGUUUUAACCCACUGACUGCCCACCUGGCAUUCCGCAACUCUUCCCGGGCCAGGGUGCAAGAUGGUGUCGUGUGGUACGAAGCUGACGCUCAGGCGGGUGCCUGUGGAAACACACUGACGACCAACAGCACACAUGUCAUCUACUCCAACACUUUAUUCAUCUAUCCGGAAAGCGCUGCGUUCUCCUAUCUCCCCCUGAGACUUCCUGUGUCAUGCGUGUAUCCCUUGAAGACAGACACCAGACUGACCAUCACAUCCAUCCUGGCGCCCAAUGAAGAGGUUGGUCAGCACCACAAUCUCCCCCCUGAUGAUCCAGCACGCCAAAGCGGAGCUGCAAAGGUGGACCCACCACGCUGGAUGGAAGGUGUCUUUGUUGGCUUGGGUUCCGACGUGAGAGCCUCCAUGGUCCUGUUCCAUAGAUGGGACUAUACAGAGCCUUAUGCAGCAGGUCCGGUGGUCCUUCCACUGGGCUCACAGUUACAUGUGGGGGUCUCUGUGGACAAGAGUGAUCCCAGCUUGGUGGUCGUAUUGGAGGACUGCUUCGCCUCUCACUCAUCAGAUCCUGACACUCCUGAGAGAUUCUCCCUCAUCCGCAGCAAAUGUCCCGCUAACCGCCAACAAGUGUUUAAGGUUGAGAGCGGCUCAUCCCUCCAGGCUCAUUUCUCCACCCUGCCCUUCGCUCUUGAGGGACAAAACCAAGAUGUUUACCUCCACUGCAGCCUCAGCCUGUGUGAGCGCAGGGGUUCCUCUUGCAGUCCCGUUUGUGAAGAUUUGGAUCCACCACUCCUCAGUCAGCUUAUUUGUGGCCCUGGCAAAAUACAAGUGGGUGUGAACGCAGCCAGCGCAAGACAUGCUGGUUAUGAACCACUGACUGGCCACCUGGCACUUGUCAGCUGUGCCCAGACCAGGGAGCAAGAUGGCGUCAUGUGGUACGAAGCUGACACCCGGGCCGGUGCCUGUGGAAACACACUGACGACCAACAGCACACAUGCCAUCUACUCCAACACUUUAUCCAUCCAGCCAGCAAAGAAUGCUUCCUCUCCCCCCCUGCGUCUUCCUUUGUCAUGCGAGUAUCCCCUGAAGACAGACGCCAGACUGAAAGUGAACAUCCAGUUGCCCAAUGAAGAGGUUGGUCAGCACCAGAAUCUCCCCCUGGUCAUCGGUGAUCCAUCACACCAAUCUGGAGCUGUGAAGGUGGACCCACCACGCUGGCAAGUGGAGGAAGGUGCCUUUGUUGGCACAGGUGCCACCCAGGCCUCCAUGACCCUGCUCCAGGAAUCGAAAUAUACAGAGACUUAUGCAGCAGGUGCGGAGGGCUUUCAGUUACAUGUGGGGGUCUCUGUGGACAAGAGUGAUCCCAGCUUGGUGGUUGUUUUGGAGGACUGCUUCGCUUCUCCCUCAUCAGAUUCUGAUCGUACUGGACAAUACUCCCUCAUCCAAAACAAGUGUCCCACUAAGCGCCAGCAAGUGUCUGUGAUUGAGAGCGGCUCAUCCCACCAGGCUCGUUUCUCCGCCCUGCUCUUCCUUCUUCAGGGAGAACCCCGAGAUUUUGACCUCCACUGCAGGCUCAGCCUGUGUGACCAGAGGAGUUCCUCCUGCAGUCCGGGUUGUGAAGAUUUGGAUCCCACAUUCCCCAGUCGGCUCAUUUGUGGCUCUGGCAAAAUGGAAGUGGGCAUGGAUUCGGCUCACGUAAGACGCGCUGGUUUUAACCCACUGACUGCCCACCUGGCAUUCCGCAACUCUUCCCGGGCCAGGGUGCAAGAUGGUGUCGUGUGGUACGAAGCUGACGCUCAGGCGGGUGCCUGUGGAAACACACUGACGACCAACAGCACACAUGUCAUCUACUCCAACACUUUAUUCAUCUAUCCGGAAAGCGCUGCGUUCUCCUAUCUCCCCCUGAGACUUCCUGUGUCAUGCGUGUAUCCCUUGAAGACAGACACCAGACUGACCAUCACAUCCAUCCUGGCGCCCAAUGAAGAGGUUGGUCAGCACCACAAUCUCCCCCCUGAUGAUCCAGCACGCCAAAGCGGAGCUGCAAAGGUGGACCCACCACGCUGGAUGGAAGGUGUCUUUGUUGGCUUGGGUUCCGACGUGAGAGCCUCCAUGGUCCUGUUCCAUAGAUGGGACUAUACAGAGCCUUAUGCAGCAGGUCCGGUGGUCCUUCCACUGGGCUCACAGUUACAUGUGGGGGUCUCUGUGGACAAGAGUGAUCCCAGCUUGGUGGUCGUAUUGGAGGACUGCUUCGCCUCUCACUCAUCAGAUCCUGACACUCCUGAGAGAUUCUCCCUCAUCCGCAGCAAAUGUCCCGCUAACCGCCAACAAGUGUUUGAGGUUGAGAGCGGCUCAUCCCUCCAGGCUCAUUUCUCCACCCUGCCCUUCGCUCUUGAGGGACAAAACCAAGAUGUUUACCUCCACUGCAGCCUCAGCCUGUGUGAGCGCAGGGGUUCCUCUUGCAGUCCCGUUUGUGAAGAUUUGGAUCCACCACUCCUCAGUCAGCUUAUUUGUGGCCCUGGCAAAAUACAAGUGGGUGUGAACGCAGCCAGCGCAAGACAUGCUGGUUAUGAACCACUGACUGGCCACCUGGCACUUGUCAGCUGUGCCCAGACCAGGGAGCAAGAUGGCGUCAUGUGGUACGAAGCUGACACCCGGGCCGGUGCCUGUGGAAACACACUGACGACCAACAGCACACAUGCCAUCUACUCCAACACUUUAUCCAUCCAGCCAGCAAAGAAUGCUUCCUCUCCCACCCUGCGUCUUCCUUUGUCAUGCGAGUAUCCCCUGAAGACAGACGCCAGACUGAAAGUGAACAUCCAGUUGCCCAAUGAAGAGGUUGGUCAGCACCAGAAUCUCCCCCUGGUCAUCGGUGAUCCAUCACACCAAUCUGGAGCUGUGAAGGUGGACCCACCACGCUGGCAAGUGGAGGAAGGUGCCUUUGUUGGCACAGGUGCCACCCAGGCCUCCAUGACCCUGCUCCAGGAAUCGAAAUAUACAGAGACUUAUGCAGCAGGUGCGGAGGGCUUUCAGUUACAUGUGGGGGUCUCUGUGGACAAGAGUGAUCCCAGCUUGGUGGUUGUUUUGGAGGACUGCUUCGCUUCUCCCUCAUCAGAUUCUGAUCGUACUGGACAAUACUCCCUCAUCCAAAACAAGUGUCCCACUAAGCGCCAGCAAGUGUCUGUGAUUGAGAGCGGCUCAUCCCACCAGGCUCGUUUCUCCGCCCUGCUCUUCCUUCUUCAGGGAGAACCCCGAGAUUUUGACCUCCACUGCAGGCUCAGCCUGUGUGACCAGAGGAGUUCCUCCUGCAGUCCGGGUUGUGAAGAUUUGGAUCCCACAUUCCCCAGUCGGCUCAUUUGUGGCUCUGGCAAAAUGGAAGUGGGCAUGGAUUCGGCUCACGUAAGACGCGCUGGUUUUAACCCACUGACUGCCCACCUGGCAUUCCGCAACUCUUCCCGGGCCAGGGUGCAAGAUGGUGUCGUGUGGUACGAAGCUGACGCUCAGGCGGGUGCCUGUGGAAACACACUGACGACCAACAGCACACAUGUCAUCUACUCCAACACUUUAUUCAUCUAUCCGGAAAGCGCUGCGUUCUCCUAUCUCCCCCUGAGACUUCCUGUGUCAUGCGUGUAUCCCUUGAAGACAGACACCAGACUGACCAUCACAUCCAUCCUGGCGCCCAAUGAAGAGGUUGGUCAGCACCACAAUCUCCCCCCUGAUGAUCCAGCACGCCAAAGCGGAGCUGCAAAGGUGGACCCACCACGCUGGAUGGAAGGUGUCUUUGUUGGCUUGGGUUCCGACGUGAGAGCCUCCAUGGUCCUGUUCCAUAGAUGGGACUAUACAGAGCCUUAUGCAGCAGGUCCGGUGGUCCUUCCACUGGGCUCACAGUUACAUGUGGGGGUCUCUGUGGACAAGAGUGAUCCCAGCUUGGUGGUCGUAUUGGAGGACUGCUUCGCCUCUCACUCAUCAGAUCCUGACACUCCUGAGAGAUUCUCCCUCAUCCGCAGCAAAUGUCCCGCUAACCGCCAACAAGUGUUUGAGGUUGAGAGCGGCUCAUCCCUCCAGGCUCAUUUCUCCACCCUGCCCUUCGCUCUUGAGGGACAAAACCAAGAUGUUUACCUCCACUGCAGCCUCAGCCUGUGUGAGCGCAGGGGUUCCUCUUGCAGUCCCAUUUGUGAAGAUUUGGAUCCACCACUCCUCAGUCAGCUUAUUUGUGGCCCUGGCAAAAUACAAGUGGGUGUGAACGCAGCCAGCGCAAGACAUGCUGGUUAUGAACCACUGACUGGCCACCUGGCACUUGUCAGCUGUGCCCAGACCAGAGAGCAAGAUGGCGUCAUGUGGUACGAAGCUGACACCCGGGCCGGUGCCUGUGGAAACACACUGACGACCAACAGCACACAUGCCAUCUACUCCAACACUUUAUCCAUCCAGCCAGCAAAGAAUGCUUCCUCUCCCCCCCUGCGUCUUCCUUUGUCAUGCGAGUAUCCCCUGAAGACAGACGCCAGACUGAAAGUGAACAUCCAGUUGCCCAAUGAAGAGGUUGGUCAGCACCAGAAUCUCCCCCUGGUCAUCGGUGAUCCAUCACACCAAUCUGGAGCUGUGAAGGUGGACCCACCACGCUGGCAAGUGGAGGAAGGUGCCUUUGUUGGCACAGGUGCCACCCAGGCCUCCAUGACCCUGCUCCAGGAAUCGAAAUAUACAGAGACUUAUGCAGCAGGUGCGGAGGGCUUUCAGUUACAUGUGGGGGUCUCUGUGGACAAGAGUGAUCCCAGCUUGGUGGUUGUUUUGGAGGACUGCUUCGCUUCUCCCUCAUCAGAUUCUGAUCGUACUGGACAAUACUCCCUCAUCCAAAACAAGUGUCCCACUAAGCGCCAGCAAGUGUCUGUGAUUGAGAGCGGCUCAUCCCACCAGGCUCGUUUCUCCGCCCUGCUCUUCCUUCUUCAGGGAGAACCCCGAGAUUUUGACCUCCACUGCAGGCUCAGCCUGUGUGACCAGAGGAGUUCCUCCUGCAGUCCGGGUUGUGAAGAUUUGGAUCCCACAUUCCCCAGUCGGCUCAUUUGUGGCUCUGGCAAAAUGGAAGUGGGCAUGGAUUCGGCUCACGUAAGACGCGCUGGUUUUAACCCACUGACUGCCCACCUGGCAUUCCGCAACUCUUCCCGGGCCAGGGUGCAAGAUGGUGUCGUGUGGUACGAAGCUGACGCUCAGGCGGGUGCCUGUGGAAACACACUGACGACCAACAGCACACAUGUCAUCUACUCCAACACUUUAUUCAUCUAUCCGGAAAGCGCUGCGUUCUCCUAUCUCCCCCUGAGACUUCCUGUGUCAUGCGUGUAUCCCUUGAAGACAGACACCAGACUGACCAUCACAUCCAUCCUGGCGCCCAAUGAAGAGGUUGGUCAGCACCACAAUCUCCCCCCUGAUGAUCCAGCACGCCAAAGCGGAGCUGCAAAGGUGGACCCACCACGCUGGAUGGAAGGUGUCUUUGUUGGCUUGGGUUCCGACGUGAGAGCCUCCAUGGUCCUGUUCCAUAGAUGGGACUAUACAGAGCCUUAUGCAGCAGGUCCGGUGGUCCUUCCACUGGGCUCACAGUUACAUGUGGGGGUCUCUGUGGACAAGAGUGAUCCCAGCUUGGUGGUCGUAUUGGAGGACUGCUUCGCCUCUCACUCAUCAGAUCCUGACACUCCUGAGAGAUUCUCCCUCAUCCGCAGCAAAUGUCCCGCUAACCGCCAACAAGUGUUUGAGGUUGAGAGCGGCUCAUCCCUCCAGGCUCAUUUCUCCACCCUGCCCUUCGCUCUUGAGGGACAAAACCAAGAUGUUUACCUCCACUGCAGCCUCAGCCUGUGUGAGCGCAGGGGUUCCUCUUGCAGUCCCGUUUGUGAAGAUUUGGAUCCACCACUCCUCAGUCAGCUUAUUUGUGGCCCUGGCAAAAUACAAGUGGGUGUGAACGCAGCCAGCGCAAGACAUGCUGGUUAUGAACCACUGACUGGCCACCUGGCACUUGUCAGCUGUGCCCAGACCAGGGAGCAAGAUGGUGUCGUGUGGUACGAAGCUGACACCCGGGCCGGUGCCUGUGGAAACACACUGACGACCAACAGCACACAUGUCAUCUACUCCAACACUUUAUUCAUCUAUCAAGCAAGGAGUGCCUUCUCUCUGCCCCUGAGACUUCCUUUGUCAUGCGUGUAUCCCCUGAAGACAGACGCCAGACUGAACGUGACCAUCAGACCCGCCUCCUUUUUCUCUGUACAAGCGCUUCAUCAAGACAGGGGACCCAUUCCGACCCGCUCAGCAGCAAAAAGACCCAGUGGUCAGCACCACAAUCUCCCCCCUGUUGAUCCGUCACACCAAUCUGGAGCUGUGAAGGUGGACCCACCACGCUGGAUGGAAGGUGUCUUUGUUGGCUCAGGUGCCAAGGUCAGAGCCUCCAUGGUCCUGUUCAAGAAACCGGACUAUACGGAGCCUUAUGCAGCAAGUCCGGUGGUACUUCCAUUGGUCUCACAGUUACAUGUGGGGGUCUCUGUGGACAAGAGUGAUCCCAGCUUGGUGGUUGUUUUGGACGACUGCUUCGCUUCUCCCUCACCAGAUCCUGACACUCCUGAGCGAGUGUCCCUCAUCCACAACAAAAGUGCCACUAAGCGCCAGCAAGUGUCUGUGGUUCAGAGCGGCUCGUCCCACCAGGCUCGUUUCUCCACCCCGUUAUUCCCUCUUCAGAAAGAAUACCAAGAUGUUUACCUCUAUUGCAGCCUCAGCCUGUGUGACCGCAGGAGUUCCUCCUGCAUUCAGCUUUCUGACGCACUGGGUGUUUCACUCAGUCACCUAAGUUGUGGCCCUGACAAAAUUGAAGUGGGCGUGGACACAGCUAGCAUGACUGCCGCUGGUUUGGACCCACUGACUGGCCACCUGGCAUCCCCUACCUGUUCCCGGGCCAGGGUGCAAAAUGGUGUCGUUUGGUACGAAGCUGACAGCCAGGCGGGUGCCUGUGGAAACAUCUUGCAGACCAACAGCACGCAUAUCCUCUACAACAACACUUUAUUCAUCUAUCCAGCAAGCAGUGCCACCGUCGCUUCCGCCGCGAUUCUUUAUUGGUCAUGCGUGUAUCCCCUGGACACAGACACCAGACUGAACGUGGCUGUCAGACCCGUCCUUUUGCCCAGAGAAGAGGUUGGUCAGCACCACAAUCUCCCCCCUGUUGAUCCGUCACACCAAUCUGGAGCUGUGAAGGUGGACCCACCACGCCGGAUGGAAGGCGUCUUUGUUGGCUCAGGUGCCAAGGUCAGAGUCUCCAUGGUCCUGUUCAAGAAUUGGGACUAUAAGGAGACUUACCCAGAAGGUGUGGUGGUUCUUCCAGUGGGCUCACAGUUACAUGUGGGGGUCUCUGUGGACAAGAGUGAUCCCAGCUUGGUGGUUGUUUUGGAGGACUGCUUCGCUUCUCCCUCACCAGAUCCUGACACUCCUGAGCGAGUGUCCCUCAUCCACAACAAAUGUCCCAUUAAGCGCCAGAAAGUGUUUGUGAUUGAGAGCGGCUCAUCCCUUCAGGCACGUUUCUCGGCCCAGGUCUACCCUCUUGAUCAGGAAUACCGAGAUGUUUACCUCCACUGCAGUCUCAGCCUGUGUGACCAGAGGAGUGCAUUCUGCAUCCCGUCCUGCCCGGGGAGAGCAAAACGCUCCGUCCCAAAGUCUCCUCCAAUGAAGCCACUAACCAUUGGACCAAUCACUUGGGAGAAACCAUCUGAGUGACAUCCAUGGCCAAGUCUUUUUUUGAUACUCUGACAUGUAUAAUCACUCCAAAUGUCAGAAAGUAUUCAUGACAAAACACAAUUUAUGGAGCUGUAAUUUCACUGACGCAUUUAAAAAAUAAUCUUUUUGGAAAGUUAUUGCCAAAUCAGCAUUUAUGGUCAUGGAACUUCAUUGAAGUGUUUUUUGAUAUUCUGAUGUGUUAUUGACAAAUCAGCAUUCGUGGUCGUAUAUUGUUGGUCUUUUUUUGAUAUUCUGACAUGUAUCAUCGAAAAGUCAGAAAAGUGUUGAGAACGGUUGUGUAAAUCACCAGCGAUGUAUUCAGUGGUGCGUUUGGGGGUCUCCAACAAGCUCCCCAGCUGAUGUCGAAUAGGCAGACUAAUUGCUUUAAUUCUUGAAUAUUUGUAUUUGUUCAAUCCAGACAUGAUGCCUGUAUGUAGUGAUCCAAACAGCAUAAAGACAAUGAGCACACUGAGUUGCAAAUCAUUUUAAAAAGAUUAGAGAAAAUAUUGGAGAUCCUAAUAUAUUAGAGUAUAUAUAAAUGGAUGUACUACCUGGAUGCAGUUGGUUGAUUAUGAUUGUAUUUAUUGAUUAUUGGUAUUUUAUUGUCGUAGCCACCUGCCUAGGGAUUUGAGAGAUGGAAAAGCGCUACAGCACAAUUUUGUUAAAACGAGCUGCAGGACGAUUUUUUUCAUGGUAUUUUGUCGAAGGCACCUGCCCAGGUGGAACAAGCUGCAGCAUGAUUUUUGAUGGUAUUUUGUCGAGGAAAUGAGGUGCAGCUCGAGCUGGUGUAAUGCAUGGCUUUUUGUAUAAUGAACAUGUUAAAGCAUUGUUCCUGUAACAACAAUAAACUUGAUUAUAAAA